Alternaria infectoria is the source of this 771-nucleotide messenger RNA. RefSeq lists its product as uncharacterized. Gene Ontology annotation, molecular function: oxidoreductase activity. The transcript has 2 exons. The record is from RefSeq and is a predicted model, not a curated record. Bases 1 to 771 code for a protein of 256 amino acids. Gene Ontology annotation, biological process: lipid metabolic process. NCBI's taxonomy places the organism in Eukaryota, Fungi, Ascomycota, Dothideomycetes, Pleosporales, Pleosporaceae.
AUGAAAAAAUGCUUCGAACGCUCUCUUCUGAGAUCCCUUUCGUACGUUGCACGAGACCUCGUGGCGGUCAGCGCCUUGUUCUACUCUGCCGUCUGCUUGACACGUCUUGAGUCGUCUUGGGCCAUUCCGCUCUGGGUCCUCUACAGUUUUGUCCAAGGUCUGUUCUUCACAGGGCUUUGGAUUUUGGCCCACGAAUGUGGCCACGACUCCUUCUCAAGCCAUCUCCAAGUCAAUGCGGCAGUUGGUUGGGUCCUUCACAGCAUUCUUCUUGUCCCAUUCUUCUCGUGGAAGUUCAGCCAUUCCCGUCAUCACCGUUACGCAAACCACAUGGACAAGGACACCGUCUUCGUGCCCAACCGCAAGCCAACUUCCGAGUCAAAGGCCGAACCGAGCUUCUUGACACGCCUCGUGGACCACGACGCGGCGGAUACACCCAUCGUCAGUCUCUUCACUCUGGCGAUUCACCAGCUCUUCGGAUGGCCAGCCUACAUCCUGAUCAACGCAGGAGCUGGCGCACAAAGCCUUACCAGAGGCCGUCGAUCCACCGUGCCGACCUACAAGCAAAGCCAUCUCGAUCCCACUUCGCCCGUCUUCACUCGUCAAGAGCAGCCAUACGUCCUUCUAUCCAACGCAGGCAUCGUGGCCGUCUUUGCAGUCCUCUAUCAAGUCGCUCAGACCCUAGGCUACCGAAACACUUUCUUCUUGUACGGUCUUCCUUACCUCUGGAUGAACCAUUGGAUCGGUAAGCAUCUUUUUGGCCCAACCGUGUAA